UCAAAGAAGGUGGGAAACCUGCGAACGAAUGUGACCGUAAAUGAAUCCAGAUUCGGUCACAAUACUCCUAACGAACGACCGAACGAGAAAAAAAUUUCGAAGUGCGAGGAACGGCAGCGGUCACGGACAGGUGUCACCUCAUCACAGCGCCACGUCAGCAUCGCCACAUCGUCGUUAUCGACGCCAUGGCUAGCAGCUUUUGCUUCGGCUCUUGUACGGCGCUGCUAGCCCGGACGGUGACAAGAGGCAUAACGAUCAAACGGCAAUCUCCCAUCAGGUCAUGCAUUGAACUUAGUCGUCGAUCAUCCACUGGCAGUUUCUCGAGGAGAUGGAGCGGUCGCAGCGGGAUUAUCAGGGACUUCAACAAAAACUGCGCGGUUGGAGAAGGAGAGGAGGAGGAAUCGAGGAGUGCAUGGUUUGACAGACGGACAAGCCAACGUACGAUCGCCACGUGUCAGCAGAGCAGGCAAUCGCCAGGUUCGUCGAGAAGCGAUGAAGCGAACGGCGAAUCCUCCUCAGCAAUGCCUCCCUCCUCCUCCACCUCCACCUCCACCUCCACCUCCUCCUCCUCUUCGUCCUCCUCAAGCGCAAGGGAAGAAGUAGAGAGAAGAGAUAGAGAGCCAUCCUCCUCCUCCUCCUCCUUCUCCUCCUCCUCCUCUUCCUCUCCUUCCUCCUCUUCCUUACCUUCUUCCUCUCCUUCCUCAUCUUCUUCCUCUUCCUCCUCCUCCUCCUCUUCAUCAUUCUAUUCCAGUACCGGAGGAGAGAAGUUGGCAGAGGGGCAAGAAUCAAGGUAUAGUCGAUUGACGACGACGGUACCCAUAGCUGCACUUCAGGAGGCGAAGGUGAUUUACGCCAUAGCUCCUGCUCUCGAUCACAAUCAGGAGGGGCAUCCGGAGAGCAGUGCCAGGGUUCCAGCCAUUCUCCAAGGACUAGAGAGAGCCCAGUUGAUGCCAGAUUUGAGAGGGAAGGAGGUGGUUUCUCUCAAGCACUUCCCCUCCGCUCUUCCUGAUCAGAUCUCCGCCGUCCAUUCCCCAGGUUACGUCCGCGGUCUCGAGAAGAUCAUGGAUAUGGCUCCCACUCUCGUCGAGACCUCUGGUCCCACUUACAUUACCCCAUCAUCUUACAGCUCAGCGAUGCUCGCUGCGGGCGCCGGGAUCUCAUUGGUCGAUGCUGUCGUGGCAGCAGCGUCUUCGCCGCGAUCUGCCACGUCAGCAGAUUCACUUUUAUCAAUGGAUAGGGAUAGAGUUGAUGGGGUUACUAGUAGGAAUUUGGUGGCGGGAACUUCUCCCGUCGGCUUCGCUUUGAUCCGACCUCCAGGUCAUCAUGCUGUCCCUGUGGGUCCGAUGGGUUUCUGCUUGAUUGGAAAUGUGGCCGUAGCUGCGCGCCACGCUCAAAGAGUCCAUGGGCUGCCACGUGUCAUGAUCAUCGACUUCGAUGUCCAUCAUGGCAAUGGCACCCACGACAUGUUCUUCGAAGAUCCCGACAUUCUAUUUUUAUCCACCCAUCAAGAUGGGAGUUAUCCCGGUACAGGAAAGAUUGACGAAAUAGGAAAGGGCAAAGGACAGGGCACGAGCAUCAACCUCCCUCUCCCUGGAGGCUCUGGUGAUUACGCCAUGGACUUGGUGCUUGAUGAGGUAAUCACCCCUGCCGCAGAGCAGUUCAAACCAGACAUCAUAUUGGUCUCCGCGGGGUAUGAUGCGCACUUCAUGGACCCCUUAGCGGGACUGCAAUUUACGUCCCGAACUUAUCACAAAUUAGGCAAUCGGAUUUCGGAAUUAGCCAAGGUGUUGUGCAGAGGGAGGUGUGUGAUGUUUCUAGAAGGGGGGUAUAACCUGACAUCUCUGUCAGAAAGUGUGUCAGAAACCGUCAGAGGAAUACUCGGGGACAAGUCGGCGGAUGAGUUCGACUCGCGAUUGCUUGUAGAAGAGCCCAAGGAUAGAAUCCGUAGUGCUAUAAAUAGACUAAAGGCGAUUCAUUCCUUAUAAAAUACCUUUCUUUUUUUUUUUUUGGUAAUAGGUUUUCGAUUGUCAUCUUAGCGGUUUGAUCAGCUGAAAUGAAUUGUAGUAAAAAUA
Messenger RNA from Chara braunii, 2072 nucleotides. NCBI's taxonomy places the organism in Eukaryota, Viridiplantae, Streptophyta, Charophyceae, Charales, Characeae. The record is from the annotation of a GenBank genome assembly.